This is a messenger RNA of Thalassophryne amazonica, 1712 nucleotides long. RefSeq names its product gap junction alpha-5 protein-like. Gene Ontology annotation, cellular component: connexin complex. The record is from RefSeq and is a predicted model, not a curated record. NCBI's taxonomy places the organism in Eukaryota, Metazoa, Chordata, Actinopteri, Batrachoidiformes, Batrachoididae. Gene Ontology annotation, biological process: cell communication.
CGGGUGCACCGAGUGACUCUCUAUCUCCUCAGCUGACUGACUGACCGACCCGUCUGUCUCUUCAUCUGUCUGUCUGUGGCCUGAAGCUGCCUCGAGUUCCGAAAGAAAUUUAGAAACAGCCUGGAUUCAAUCAAACACACACCAUUGCCUAUUUCAGAACAUCUGGACCUGCUGCUGCUGACCGCUGAUGGCUAUACCUGGGAGACAAGUACCUUGCUAAAAAGGCAACUCAACGAUACCCAGAGAGAAGGGCAGGAGAGGCUUGAGCUGCUUUCAUCAGGAUUCUCUCAGGCUGUGAUUUCCACUUAGUCCUUGGACCUGCAGGUCUGCACUCUGCCUCCUGAACCAGGUUUUGUGGGUGGGCUUUAAAUCCUAUAUUGAGCUGUGAUUGGAUAUGGCAGACUGGAGCCUACUGGGGAACUUUCUGGAGGAGGUACAAGAACAUUCUACCUCUGUUGGCAAGGUGUGGCUGACCAUCUUGUUUAUCUUCCGCAUCCUGGUACUGGGGACGGCCGCUGAGUCGUCAUGGGGUGAUGAACAGGAAGAUUUUAACUGUGACACUGAACAACCAGGCUGUGAGAACGUUUGUUACGACCGAGCAUUCCCUAUAGCGCACAUACGAUACUGGGUGCUUCAGAUCGUCUUUGUUUCCACUCCCAGUCUAAUCUACAUGGGCCACGCCAUGCACACGGUUCGCAGAGAGGAGAAGAGGAGGAACAGAGAAGAGGAGAGAGAAAAGAGGGGAGUGAUGGAGGCAGACCCAGGAGGAGGAGGAGGAGGAGGAGAGGAACAGGAAGUGGAAGACGAAGGGGAACAGGAGAACAGGGACGGUAGAUCAGGAGGUCGAGUCCGUCUAAAGGGGGCAUUGUUGCAGACGUACAUACUAAGUAUUCUGAUACGCAGCAUCAUGGAGGUGGUGUUCCUGUGCCUGCAGUACUUCCUGUAUGGAAUUUUCCUGAAUCCUCUCUAUGUGUGCAAGGCAUGGCCAUGUCCACAUCCAGUGAACUGCUACGUGUCCAGACCCACUGAGAAAAAUGUCUUCAUAGUCUUCAUGCUGACUGUGUCCGCCGUGUCCCUCAUCCUCAGUGUCCUUGAACUCUAUCACCUCGCUUGGAGGCACUGCUGCAGGCGGUUCUUCACCAAGAAACCUGCCACCCUGACUGAUGCCUCACUAGUCCGCCAAAUCUCGUUAUCUCUUCCACCACCGUCACCUCCUCAUCCAGAGUUUAGCCACUGUGUGAUUGGCUCCUCACACUUCCUACCGCUACCCUUCCCCAACCACCGAUUGGCUAACCAGCAAAACUCCGAGAACAUGGCUACGGAGAAGCACAAAUUAGCCGCUGUGGAAGAGAAAACCCUUCUCCAUAUGCAGUGCUACACGUCUGGAUGGCAGAAUACUGAGCACAGUCUGAUGCAAGACGGCGGAUACCUGAGCAGCAACUCUCACUGCUACAGUCCAGGAAGUACAGGAAUCAGCUGCGCGCAGAUUAAACAUGGCGGCCCAGACAUGCUACUAUGCUCCAAUGGAAGUGUAUGUCAAAAAGACAAACGAAGACUUAGCAAAACUAGUGGGACAAGCAGCCGAACGCGGGCCAACGACCUCGCUGUUUAGCAACGGGGCAGUGAUGGACAGAUUAUACACACCUGCUGUAUGAAAUGAUUAUUGAUUUCUCAUUUAAAUGUGCACACAUAUAGACUGACAACGGCCUCUA